Molecule: messenger RNA, 1764 nt
Organism: Symbiodinium pilosum
Lineage: Eukaryota; Dinophyceae; Suessiales; Symbiodiniaceae
Source: the annotation of a GenBank genome assembly
AUGCACCCUCCUUCCGGCAUUCCUCAGUGGCCUCCACAACGAGCGACCAGCCCUUUUGCAGCACCUGUUGGAGGUGCUGCUGUGGCCUGCCUGAACGAUGAGUUGGCCACCAAAACAGCCGAGAUCACCAUCUUGCGGAGCCGCUUGCAAGCUUUCGAGCGUGAGAACACGCGCUUGGAGAAUGAGCUGGCUACUGCAAGGGAUGCGGGCCCUGCCUCCAAGCAGUCCCAGCAGCGCCAGGUCGAGCUUGAACGCGUCCAUGGCGAGCUGCAGUAUGCCCGGCAAGAUCUCAUUUCGUCGGAGGAUGAGCGGAAGAGGUUGAAGUUGACUGUACAGAAGAUGCAGCAGGAAAUGGACCACUUGAAGGCACAGCCUGUUGUCGAGAAGCCUGUUCCCAUGGCACUUCCUCCGGAGGAGCCAAGACCCGCACCGAAGCCUCGCCCCGAGCCAUCAGGGCCAUCACGCAAUGAGCACAAUGUGGCGUCUGCGGAUCGUCCUCUGCAAGAGCAUCGCAGCUGUGACGAUCCGAUGAACGAAGACACGAUGAGGCAGCACAUAGCAAUUCUGCUGGGGCUUGCCGAGCGCUGGGAUGGCCAAAUCAAGCAGCGGCUUACACUGCAGGCAGGCGUCACCAACUUUCCCAACAAGGCUCAGUCAGCUGCUGAUGCUGCAGUUGAGCUGCUGCAGGAAGGGCUGCAUCGACGCCAAUGGUGCGCGCUUACUGCAGGAUCCAUUUUCUUGAAGCAUUGGUUUGGACUAUUCCCACUGCACGCAUCAGAAAUCGCGGCCAGCGCAGCCCAAGAGGCAAAGUCGGCUCUCUUCGGCGCAUUGGCUGCCGUGCUGCACUCAGCCGUCCUUGAUCCGGCAACUACACAGUGCGAGGAAGAAGAAGCCCUUGAGCGGGAGGCCUGCGCGAUCGAAGUUCUGGCAGCCCUGCAGGAGAUAGCUUCCAAGCUCUCAGGGGCCUUGUUGACAGCGCUGUCACCUGUACUGCAGCAACCUUCGCUGUUGGCCUUGCUUUGUGAAGAUCCAGCCCCAGACACACUUCAUUUGCAGACCUUGCGAUUGCUGGAAGCUUUGAUGGGGAGUCCAGACUUGUUCACCCUCGCCCAUCAGGCUGAGACUGAUGAGAAUGUGCUGCUGGCCGUGGCUAACGCUCUCCUCAUUCCUUCAAUACCACCACAGAGACAGAAGAAGCUCGAGGCUCCCUGCGAGGACACAGUGUCGCAUCAAAACUGCAGGGUGGCGGCCCUGGAGCUUUUGCUUCGUUGCCUGGCCACGGCACCCAGCCCAGACUUCGUGCUGCAGCUCCGAGGGGCAGCCGAAGGUGAGGAGGUGGACACAGUGCUGCAGAGAGUGGUACUGCUGUGCCACCACGAAUUGCUGUGCAUGAAGCUAGGAGCACGCAGCGAACAGAGGACAAAGGCUGCCGAGUUGUCCCUCUUCAUUCUUUCCAGCUGGCUUUGGCACGCGGUCCCUCAGCCGCUGAGCCUCUCACCGCAAGAGAGCCGGGAGCUGUGCUUGAAACAAUGCGAUCAGUUGGGUAGAACAAGGAUCCUCCUUGAGUCCGUUGUAGAGAUGGUACAGACCCUAGGUGCGGAUGAGUGCUUCAAGUCUUUCCUCAGCAGCACCUCCGCCUUGCGUAUGAUUAUCCCCUUUGUGGAUGGCGAGGAGGGGGCGCCUCCCUCUGGUGCUGCAAGCUCUGGCUCAGCCACACGCACGCGCAGCAAGGACGGCCCAUCUGCAGCUGUGAUGGUGACCUGA